UUCUGAACGGGCUCCUCACCCAAGGAUAUACAGAGGCAGGAGCACCAGGGCUGUGAUUUCUCUUUUUUUGUUUGGAUCCAGGGCUUGCCGAUUUGACCUCAGAAAUGGACCUACGAGUAGCAACCAUCCUCCUCCUGUCCGUGGCCCUUGCGGCGGCCACUGGAAAAGGAUACGUCGUCAAGAAGGUGAUGAAGGCCCCCCAGUACCAGCCCUACUCCGUGAAGAGCCAUGUGGUGUCCGUGGCUGGAGAGCCAGGAGCACCAGGUGAGCCCGGCCCAGCUGGUCCCCCCGGAGCCCCCGGCCCCGCCGGCGAGAACGGCAUCGGAUACCCCGGCGCCGAGGGACCCGCUGGACCUCCCGGACCCGCUGGCUACUCCGCUCCCGGCAAACCCGGCACCCCCGGCGGCCCUGGCAAACCCGGCUCCAACGGUGCCCCCGGAGCCAAGGGAGAGACCGGUCACACCGGCGCCCAGGGACCCCGCGGCAUGCCCGGCCCAUCUGGAAGCCCCGGACCUGCUGGCCUCUCCGCCACCGGCAAACCCGGACCCUCUGGCAUGCCCGGCGCCAUGGGCCCAAGAGGAGAGCAGGGCGCCAAGGGACACACAGGUGCACCAGGUGCUCCAGGACAGAAGGGAGAUAGAGGUGUCGGCUAUCCCGGCCCACAGGGUGCCACAGGUGCAAUGGGUCCCAUGGGUCCCUCUGGCCCCGCAGGUGAGCCAGGUGUAGGAAAGCCCGGCAGAAUGGGUUCCCCAGGUGAGCCAGGAAAGGGAGGCGUGCCAGGUAGAGAUGGUGCUUCCGGAGCCAUGGGUGCCCCCGGCCCCAAAGGUCACACCGGCGCUCCCGGUGUCGGUCUCCCAGGUAAGCCAGGUGACAACGGCGCCCCAGGUAUGCCCGGCUCCGCUGGUGCCAGAGGCCCUCAGGGACCUUCUGGUUCAACUGGUGCUCCUGGUACCCCAGGUUACGGCAAGCCCGGUGCCAACGGUCAGAAAGGUGAGAGGGGAGGUGUAGGCAGCCCAGGAACCACAGGUCAGAAGGGAGAGCCAGGUGCCAUGGGUAGCACAGGUGCCACAGGUGCAACCGGAGCCAUGGGCUCAUCCGGCCCCCAGGGAGCUAGAGGUUUCCAGGGAGAGAGAGGCGCAACUGGCCCCAAAGGUGAUGCAGGUGCUGCAGGUAUGCCCGGACACAAGGGCUUCAAGGGAGAUCAGGGACCUCAGGGUGUUGAGGGCAAACAGGGAUACACAGGUGCCCCCGGCUCAGUCGGCCCAAGAGGAGCUACCGGAGCCACUGGCGCUAAAGGCGAGAAUGGUCACCCAGGUGCCACUGGCGCCCCAGGUUCCUCCGGACCCGCCGGACCCAAGGGCAACACCGGCUACACAGGUGCUGCAGGUGACAAAGGUGACGCAGGUGCCCCUGGACCCAGAGGCCCAGUUGGCCCAUCAGGACCUUCCGGUUCUCCCGGCCUCAAGGGUCACCCCGGUCUGCCCGGCACACCUGGCCCCGCUGGCGUAACCGCCAAGGGCAUCCCCGGACCCCAGGGUCCUCCUGGACUCCCAGGUACUGAUGGCCAGGACGGUAUCCCCGGCCCAGUCGGUCCCCCCGGACCCCCUGGCCCCCCUGGUGAGGUUAUCUUUGAGAAGAGCAUGGGCAUGGGCCCUGGCGAGAUCACUAUGGUCAAAGCCCCCAUGUCUGCCUUCAGCGCCACCACCUCCACCCCCUACCCUCCCUCUGGCGAGCCAAUUAAGUUCGAGCACAUUGUGUACAACGCUGAGAAUCACUAUGACCCCGAGAGCGGUGUCUUCACCUGCCAGGUGCCAGGAGUCUAUUACUUCUCCUACAACAUGCACGUGAACGGCGCUAACGCCCUGGUCGCCCUGUUCAAGAACGAGGAGCCCGUGAUGUUCACUUACGACGAGUACAACAAGGGCUUCCUGGACCAGAUGUCCGGCAGCGCCGUCCUUCAGCUCAACGAGCAGGACACCGUGUACAUCAAGAUCCCCGAUGACGAGGCCAACGGCGUCUUCGCUGCCGACAAUGUCCACUGUUCCUUCUCUGGCUUCCUGAUCGCCUCUACGUGAUAACGUGAUCGAGCCAUUCAAGCCACCAUUUCUAAAUCCGUGAAAUGUUUCUCUUGAGUAAAAUAAGUGGCCUGUUGUGAGUUGACCAGACAGGAUGCUCUUUAUUUUUGAGAAAUAGAGGCAUCUUGACUUGAAACUCCACGCAAAAAAGGGUGCUGAUGAGGAUAAGGUAAUUUAUAAAAACAGGUUAUCAGGGAUUGGAUAUCAACAAACAGCAUGAUCAGAGAUACUGUUUUUGUUUUGUUUUGGGUAUUUGUUUUUUUUUUAUUAUUUUUUUUAUUUGUUUGUACUUGCUUUGUUUUUGUGAGUGGAUACAGCAUGUGAAGGUUUAAGUUUAUUUUGUGUUUUGGUCAUUUCCUAUCUCCAAUUUUCCUUUUUUUACACCAGGUGCUCAAAAUGUGUUAAUGUCCGUUUUUUUCACAAUGUUUUCAUGGCCUUUUUAAUAACUAUAUUAAAUUACAUAACAAUAUGUGAUACGUUUAUGCACAAUGUUGUUUCUGACAUCAUUGUAUCUGACUUGAAUAUUGUGAAAUGGUCAAAUUGAUCAUCAAGAAUCAUACGAGAUAUAACACAAAA
Molecule: messenger RNA, 2651 nt
Organism: Sardina pilchardus (European sardine)
Lineage: Eukaryota; Metazoa; Chordata; Actinopteri; Clupeiformes; Clupeidae
Gene: col10a1a
Product: collagen, type X, alpha 1a
Exons: 3
Coding region: 105-2075 (656 amino acids)
Molecular function (GO): protein binding
Source: RefSeq, a predicted model, not a curated record